GUCGAGCAAGCAACUCCCGUCUUCCUCCUGGAUCUCGUGGCCUGUCUCUGGGAGAAUUGCACGCUUCUUGCCGGUGCCAAUCGCCGGCCAUGCAAGCACUACCAGGCAUGGCGGUCGGACCACACUAACCAGAGUUAGUUGGUGAACUGAUACCUCAGCCUGGUUUCGUCCCCCCAACUGUCCGGGUGCACCUGGGCAACUCCCUCUCAACUGGGACGGGAAUGCCUGGGCGCCAGCGCCAGCACCAGCACCGCCGCCAGCACCGCCGCCAGCUCCCCAGCCCGCCCUCCUGGCUCCUCUCCUCACUCCCACCCUCGACUCACUCGCUCAGCCCGUCCAACUCCUUGUAGAUACGGCAUAAUCCUCAUUCCCCGGGCCUCCUCUUGUGCAUUUCUGUUUUUUUCCAUCAUCGGCCGAUCGAGCUUCUCCUUUUGCCAUCCCCGGUGCCACAGCCCUGUCUCCCGGGCCCCGACUCAAGUCAAAAACUUCGUGCCUCGGAGGGGCGGACGCUCGAGUUGCAAAAAGUGCUGCACAGUACAUCAACCACUAGGCGCCCGGCCAAUUUUACCGAGCCGUCGUCUCAUUGGCAACCACCGAGAAACUUCUUACCCCGAUUCCCACUUCUCGACCUGGUCUCUGGCUGAGAGCAAACCAAACCCACUUUGCCGACCAUCAGACCAGCCCUCCGUCAAGCAUCAUGUCCAGAUCCAUAAGCAUGUCAUCGACGUCGACCCAGCAGCCCGAGGCUGUGGCCGACAAGGUCCUGAAGAGGACAGAGGUGGGCAAGAUGGCCCGCCAGCUCCAGAGCCGCCUGGCCCUGGCACAGUUCAAGGCCAAGCGAGGCUGGGAAGACCUGUCCCUCGACGUUAUCGAGCCCAAGGUCGAGGAGGAGCUACGCCAGCGCAAGGCUGCCAUCCGCCGCAGACGCAUUGCCGACGGCGAGAUCCUGUCCGACUCGUCGUCCAGCGCAUCCGACCUGCCAUACCCCACAAGAGCCCUGAUGAGCUCUCCGCUAAAAGCACCCUUGUUCUCCGAUGCCAUCGGCUCCAGCAGCGGCAGCACCGGCCACCGCAAACGCACGUAUAUCUCCAGCUUCGACAUCGAUGUCAACCUGUCCUCCAGUCCCACCAAGCGCUACAGGGUCUCGCCCACUGCCCACAAGUCCUUCUCGAACCACGUCUCGUGGAGUGACAGCCACCAGCUCGCAAAAUCAUCACCCAUCAAGCAACGCCGCCAGACACACUUCAAGACCUCGGCUGGCCCCGACGUGUCCUUCUUCCAGUCCUCGACAGGCCUUGGCCGCAGCCUUGCUUGCCCCAACUUCAAUGCACCCGACGACGAUGAUGAUGACCUCCUGCCUGCCCAUUCCUUCCAGGUGAACGGCUCGCGGACGUCGCCGCCCAGCACGCCCCCGAUGCGCAACCGGCGCCUCCCCCCAAACAACUCUGGGAAGGAGGGGCCCACCUUCGAAUCAAGAGACGAGGGUGCACAGCUGCUGCUAUACAUGAAGUCGUCACCAACCCCGGCCAAUCUGCCCCCCCGGAGCCAGAUGGAGCCACCGUCCACGCCGCCCCCAAAGCAUCUCGGCUUCACGCCGCAGGCCAUGUCCACGCCCAACCUGAACAACCCUCUCUUCCCCCACACGCCAGGCCAGGGCUUUGACUUUGCCGAUUACCUCACCUUCACGCCCAGUCCCGCCCAGAAGACCUGGAAGACCCCCAAUGGCAUUGGGUCUGCCAGGACCCCAAGGACCGUGGCUAGGAGGCGUCUCGGGGCUUUUGACUAGCCGUGACUGGUACCUCCGGACCUGGAGCAUCCAGGAUCUCUCGUAUUGUCCUAUUCUACGACCCGUCGGCAAGACACCUACCGCCGCGCCCGUCGUCCUUGUUUCUUAUUGUACAUGAUACCAGGGCUGCAACAAAGCCCCCGGAGCCCAAACCAAAGGCCACGGAAAUACCUGCGAGCCCCCUGUCACUUUUAUUUAUCUUUCCAGCCUGCCCCAGUAUUGCGUAAUUAUCCCCGGGCUGUUGCAACCAACCUGUUUUCUCGCCUCAAGGAGGGCACGUGGGCGUCAUGACACCAAAAAGGCGGGUGCACGCACGCCCGGGCGGCAUGAACACUCUGCCCCUACCAUAUCCCUCGUGUUUUUUUAUACUGCACGAAUCUGCAUUUAGGAUGGACGAAAAGAAAGAAUGGAACGAAUCGACGAGACCAAUCGGAUCAGUCAGAAAAGAACACUGAAGGGGAGGCUUUCGUCCGAGCACGGACAGUGGUGGGUGCAUCGGGGGCGUGGUGGCGGAAGGAGGAGGCAGAGAUGGUGUGGUGUGGGAGGUUUCACGAAGUGCCCCUCAUCGAGGUGGGAAGCUGUUGGAGAAGCCAUGCCCGCGGGAGACGCGCACCGCGACUUUACGCGAGCAGGUCGCGGCCGGGCCUCGGGGUCUGGCCAAUGAGCGACGGCGCGUCCCUCCUGGUGGGGUGCGGGAUGACGUCAGCAGGACACCCCGGCUAAGGGAGCCCCCCGUUUGGAGUUUGCCUAGGUACCCACAUUUCCCAAAUGACUAAGUUGAGCUAUGAGCUUUUGACUCUUGA
Molecule: messenger RNA, 2589 nt
Organism: Diaporthe batatas
Lineage: Eukaryota; Fungi; Ascomycota; Sordariomycetes; Diaporthales; Diaporthaceae
Exons: 2
Coding region: 698-1786 (362 amino acids)
Source: RefSeq, a predicted model, not a curated record